Messenger RNA from Cordyceps fumosorosea ARSEF 2679, 2712 nucleotides. RefSeq names its product MAPKK kinase. NCBI's taxonomy places the organism in Eukaryota, Fungi, Ascomycota, Sordariomycetes, Hypocreales, Cordycipitaceae. The transcript has 2 exons. The coding region runs from base 1 to 2712 and encodes 903 amino acids. Gene Ontology annotation, biological process: signal transduction; protein phosphorylation. The record is from RefSeq and is a predicted model, not a curated record. Gene Ontology annotation, molecular function: ATP binding; protein kinase activity; protein binding.
AUGUUGGCCACGAAACCGCCAUUCCCUGGCUCGUCCAUCAGCACAGCUGGUCUGGCUGGCAACACGAUCCAGUCCGGCCUGCCCACCGCCCGCCGCGUCCCCAACAUUGCGAACCCACCCCAGGCCUUUGCCAGCCCGACCGAGUCCGAGUUCUCCGACACUGACGGCCCUGAUUCGGUCAAGAACUGGGACGAAGACCAUGUCUGCGACUACCUCGCCAGUGUCAAGUGCGGCGAGUACGAAAAGAUCUUCCGCAGAAACAACAUCAAUGGUCAGAACCUCUUGGAGAUGGACAAGGAGGUCCUCAAGGAAAUGGGCAUCGACAAGGUCGGCGACCGCGUCCGCCUCUUUCUAUGUAUUAAGAAGCUGCGCACAAGGGCCUACGCCAACCAAAAGAAGCGGAAUCGGGAUUCAUUUGCCGCCCUCGAACCCAUAUCCAUAUCUGCUCCCAGCGUCUCACCCCGACCCCUCAACCUCCGCAGCAGCGGUAGCAAUAGCACAAACCCCGCUCCCGUGAACCGACGAUACUCGAGACAAGUCGAUGUACCACCACCUCUCGAAAUCGAUCGCUCUAAUAGGCCCUCCUCGCCACCCAUCUCGGGUGAGAUGCGCUCUGCCAGACAACAAAGAUUCCCCGCAGGCUACGUGAGCAAUGCGGCACCCAACACCUCUGCUAGAAUACCGGCUUCUGCCGACGGCGAGGCGCCCACCCGGGUGCAAACAGCUCAUACAAGAAACAACUCUAGCAUGGAUGGCUCUCUCAUGGCUGCCCUGCCACAAGGCCAAGACGUCAUCCGUGUCAUAUCCACCGGUGGUGUCACCAAAGUCGUCAAGAUCGCCGACUGUAAUACUUGCGAGGAUGUAAUGCGUGUUACACUCCGAAAGUUUUCACUCCGAGAGGACCACGAGAGAAAUUACUGUUUCUGGGUUCUCACCGGCCUCGACCCGGACCCCCGCGAAUGCCGACGGCUCGGCGAUACUGAGCUCUGGCGUAUCAUCAAGGACCAGCGCCGGCCCGAGCGCAACCGUUUAAUUCUGCGCCGCGUCCCUGCUGGCGAACCUGGAGAGGCUGAGCUGCAGCGGGCUGCGGCCAUCGCCCUAGAAGAAGAGCAGCAGAAGCAUACACGUGCUCUAGAGUCUGUCGACAAGCGCAGCCAAGUCAAGGUGCAAAAGCUCCUCGGUGAGAACUGGAAUGAAGAGUUGCAACAGCCGCUGUCACCGCUGCUGUUCCGCGACCGCGAUGAAUACUACAAGGCCGCCAUGCGAGAGCUGGAGAGGCCGUCGCCGACCUCGGAGGCGCGACCGCAGAGUAAGAGCAGCGUUGGCCUGCGUCAGUUUGGCGGUCUGCGACCUCCCAGUGAACUGAUUGCCUCUGAUCUCACAUCAUACUUCCCUGAUCACCCUCGCGAAGAGAUCGACCGCACUGCUCGUCUUUCUAUGCGCCGAUCUACACGGCUGAGCAGAAUCAACAGCCGUCUUAGUGUCGCAAGUAGCCUCAGCUUCGCUUCCAGCGUCCAGGAUGCGCCGCCUAUGCCGACGAUUGCGGAUUCUUGGCUGAGUGGAAACUCACACAUUGCCAAGGUCCGUAGCAGAGAUGCUCGCAGCAUGUACCAACGCGACUCCAUUUCAUCGUCCAUGCUGGAUACCCUCCAAGAAGAGACGCCUUCAGAGCCUGACCGCAAGUCGUACGUCUCCUUCACCGAGAGCAACUCAGAUACCGCUGCCGGCAGUCUGACGAUGGCUGGUGCCCUGAGCUACUAUGAUGGCGAAGGCUCCACCGGUUCAGCGCCACUGCACGAUAUCAAGCAGGCCCUCACUAAUGACGGCGAGGAUGAGGACGAGGAGCUGCAGAGUUUCUUGGAUGGAGAUUCCUGGGACGAUAAUAAGUGGAUGAAGGGCGCGCUAAUUGGGCAAGGCUCAUUUGGCUCCGUGUACCUUGCACUGCACGCCGUCACUGGUGAGCUUCUUGCUGUGAAGCAAGUAGAGACUCCUUCCGGAACGCUGAGCGCGAGCGACACGCGAAAGAAGGGCAUGAUUGACGCGCUGAAGCGAGAAAUCGGACUGCUGCGCGAGCUCAGACACCCAAACAUUGUGCAGUAUCUGGGCUGCAGCUCGUCAGACAGCAACCUGAACAUUUUCCUCGAGUACGUUGCUGGCGGCUCUGUGCAGACGAUGCUCAACUCGUAUGGCGCGCUGGGUGAGCCCCUGGUGCGCAGCUUUGUGCGACAGAUCUUGACGGGUCUGUCGUACCUUCACGCGCGCGACAUCAUUCACCGCGACAUCAAGGGGGCCAACAUCCUGGUGGACAACAAAGGCACCAUCAAGAUUUCUGACUUUGGCAUCUCGAAGAAGCUCGAGGCGUCGAACCUGUUGGGCGGCGCCAAGAACGCCAAGCACAGGCCUUCAUUGCAGGGCUCGGUCUUUUGGAUGGCGCCCGAGGUAGUGAAGCAGACGUCGUACACGCGCAAGGCAGACAUUUGGUCACUGGGGUGUCUGGUGGUGGAGAUGAUGACGGGGACGCACCCAUUCCCGGACUGCAGUCAGCUGCAGGCCAUCUUCAAGAUUGGCGGGGGCAAGGCGUCGCCGACGAUCCCGGAGAAUGCCAGCGCAGAGGCGAAGAAGUUUCUCCAGCAGACAUUUGAGCUAGACCACGACCAGCGGCCGAGUGCGGACGAGUUGAUGCUGAGCCCGUUUCUCAGCCCUAUUACGUGA